AUGGCUGCCAUGUUCCAACGUCGACAUCGAAGGAGACAGAAUCUGCUUGUUUUGAGGCGACCACGAGUAUUUCGUGACCUAAGCAAUCCUUUGGAGAGUCUAGAGGAGGAAGAGAUUUUCCAGAGAUAUCGUUUUUCUCCGGGUAGCAUACUUUAUAUUGUAAAUAGUGUCAGUGACAAUCUUCAAGCAGAUACUGCCAGGAACCGACCCAUUCCUCCACUGAUCCAGGUUCUACUGUUUCUCCGUUUCCUGGCUACAGGGGCACACUUAAGACUUAUUGGAGACAGUCUUAACGUUUCAGAAUGUACGACUGGAAGGGCUGUUAAAGCGAUAGCAAGGGCCAUCAUUGAAGUUUUUAUCAAUCUGAUAAAAUUUCCCGUCGGUGAAAUAGCGACCAAAGUCAAGGAAGUAUUCAGAAGAAUUGCGGGUUUUCCCAAAGUUGUGGGUUGUAUUGACGGAACCCAGAUAAGAAUUCAAACUCCUUCACUGAAUGAACCUGAUUAUGUGAACAGGAAGGGAUUCCAUAGCCUCAAUGUUCAGAUGGUAUGUAGUCCCACUUUCAAGGUGACCUCACUUUGUGCCAGGUGGCCUUGAUCAUGUCACGAUUCGAGAAUUUGGAGAAAUUCACACCUUUGCCAACAGUUUGAAAAUGG
Saccostrea echinata is the source of this 653-nucleotide messenger RNA. Its product is annotated as putative nuclease HARBI1. The transcript is spliced from 3 exons. The record is from RefSeq and is a predicted model, not a curated record. Lineage: Eukaryota; Metazoa; Mollusca; Bivalvia; Ostreida; Ostreidae. The coding region runs from base 1 to 594 and encodes 197 amino acids.